CUGCAAUUGAUCCGAUAACAAAUCACGCAAUUGUGAAAUCGGCGCGAACGCGCCGAUGUUAUCGUUCAUUGUUCUUGACUGUUCAACGAUCGUUUAAACGAGCGGCAUGACAAAGGAUUCAUAUAGAGGAGAAUUAUAUAACAGAUAAUAUCACACGCAACGGGAAAACGUCAUGUCAGAUAACCGUGCACUUAUUAUCCGGACGCCUAUUCAGCAACGAUUACACAUUAUCGCGCGCUACCUCUGUGAGCACAAAAUUGAUAUGUGUGAGAGGUGUGAAUGUCCUAUUAUCCUGUGAAUCGUUUAUCACGAUACCACGCGCAAGUUCGUGAAAACAUUUCAAUUGCGUUUGAUGUCCGAUAAGAGAAGGGGGGCCUUGAAUUUUUUUAAAUUGAACGUGAUAACGCCACAGUGUUCUAACUAAUUCACUGAUGUAACAGGAGACAGUCCAAGGAGUCUACCCGCGCUUGACGGUGACAUUCGCGUGUAUAUAUACUCCUGGCAGUACAAGCAGCAGCUCAUAAUCGUAUAUUGCAUUGCAAAGCACAGUACAUAUAUUACGUAGGACAAAGAUGGAUCACAUUAUACUUGCCACAAUCUUGUUCUUUCUUUCUGUGUGGAUUUUUCUUUGGUUUAACAAGAGCACGAAUCUGGGUUUAGAUAUAAAUUACGUUUGGAAACAAUGGUGGGCUCAGUUCUAUUUGAAAAACAUCAAAAAGAAAACAAAUAAAAGUAAAUCAUGCGACGACACCGCGAUAUAUUAUAUAAAGAAGAUCCUACAACCAUCUGUGACGGAUAAUCCCAAAACUAUUAUAGACGAGAACAGUUGCGAAAGUUUAUCGUUCUACGGCGCCGAUCAGAAGGGUAAUUCGUUAUGGAUCAAAAUGAAUCACAGAAGCUACCACAUGGUGGAAAUAAGCCUGCAAUUGAUUUUACCUGACGGCCGAGUCUACGUGCUACCUCAUUAUCCUGACACAGUUGCUAUGAGAGGCGCGGAUCAGAUAUGGUCGGCAAAUGGCCUGAAGAUUGAAGCGUUGGAACCCCGACAACGUUGGAGAAUCGUUUACAAUGGUCUCCUUCGAAACCAAUCUCGCGGAGACGCGUCCAACGACGACAGUGUGGAGCACAUUCGUUUGAACUUCAUAUUUAUGAGGCAUUCUCAAUCAUCGGAAUGGCCGGAAGACUGGAGUAAUUCUUUGCACGCGAGCGCUUUGGCGUACGAACCAUGGAAGGAUCCUUCUUGGAGAAAAAAAAUCAAAUUACUAGACUACACAGGCUUUGAUCAUUGGGGAUCCAUGAUCGGACAGGUAACGUUCAGCGAUUUGAGUGCGAGCACACUUUAUCUGCGAGGACUCUGCCAGCGACGUGGGGGUAAACACGAGUCUCACGAAUUCCAUCGAAUCGUCACGUUUCUCGGCGUGACAACGCACGGAGCCAUGUACUAUCUAGGCGUGAGCAGUACCAAACGCAGCUUUUCACACAUGUGUUUUGGCCACAUAUUGGAAGUAGGAGGAGUGAUAUCUAAAAUCGACUGGACCGAUCUGAAGCUGAGCGAUUUCGACAAAGGAGAUUCUGUUCCAUUGAACUACAAGAUUACAUUCAAAGCGGGUGGAAAGCAAUACAACGCUAUUAUCAACUACACGGUGGGCAAUCCAACGAUUUGCUACAACGGCCAGCCAUGGCAUUGGACGUACACAACUCGUAAUCUGCGCAUAGAGUUAAACAAUAACAAAGGUGUUGGACUGAUGAUUACAUCCUACCCGUACACCGGACCGAAGCAAACCAAAACCCCAGUCGCGAAACUUCAAUAUUUGACACGACCCGACACAUUCGCGCAAAAGGAUAAAUACAUUCUGCAUUUCACCGACAAACAGUGUCAAAAUGAAAACGUCGUUGGAGGAAAGGGAUAUUCUCUCGCAGUUCUGACAUCCAUCGUCACCGAUGACUUUGCAGUACCGGAAGGCUUUUGCAUAACGAGUCUCGCUCUGGAACGGCAACUGCAACAUCACCAACAGUUACAGGACUCGAUCGCCGAUAUAGUAGACAUCAGUUGCGGCAGAAAGAAGGAAGAUCUCAGGAGCUAUUGUGAAAAAGCGGUGUCCAUUAUUCAGAGCACUCCUGUCGAAGAAGAAAUUGUGAAAGUGAUAUUGGAAGGUUUAGAGAAGUUGAAAUCGUCCGUAAAUGAAGGGGAUGGUGCGCAGAUCCAGUACGCCGUAAGAUCUAGCGCGAUCGGAGAAGACAGCGAAGAAACUUCGGCCGCGGGUCAAAAUGCAACCUAUCUAGGCGUGAAGAACGCGAAUGACGUCGUGGAAAACGUUGCCAAAUGCUGGGCGAGCCUGUUCUCGCAUCAAAGUGUCGAAUACAGACGACAGAAUGGACUACCUAUAAGAGCGACUAUGGCUGUCUGCGUGCAGAAGAUGGUCGACGGGGAAGCGGCUGGAGUCAUGUUUACUAGACAUCCCGUAACUGGAGAUCCAUCGAGUAUUAUUAUUUCUGCCAACUACGGCUUGGGUGAGACGGUAGUAUCAGGGCUGGUCGAGCCUGAUACUCUGGAGAUUCAUAGAAAAUGGGAUGACACUCUAACGAUAAGUAGCUCGACAGUUGGUAAUAAGACGCUAAAGAUAUCGUUGAGCAAAGACGGCGUGACUAUAAGUAAUCUGAGUGAGCGGGAGACUAAGAGGAUCUCGAUAUCCGACGCGACCGCCAUGCAACUGGCUAAAAUAGGAUUGUAUUUGGAAUCAAUUUUUGGAUCAGCUCGAGAUGUAGAAUGGGCGGUUAUCGGCGGGCAGAUCUUUCUAUUGCAGGCAAGACCCAUCACUACCAUCUACGCGUGGACGGAUUUCGAAUUGAUGCACGAGCUGGAUGGAGUAGUGCCUUGCGACGUUGAUCUUUUGACUUUCGCCAAUGUCGGAGAAGUAUUUCCGCACUCCGUGUCUCCUCUAACAAUUUCGACAGUGUUAAAAAUUCUGAAUUUGUCAAUUGGCGCGAGAUAUAACAUAUUUCACAGUAAUCUUAUUCACACAAUCGGUAUGAGAUGCGUGCUAAACUACUUGGAUUCAUCUCUGCGAGAUGUUGAUGAGAAAGUAACUAUAUCGAAUAAAAUGAUAGACCUAGCCAUAUGCGGACGCAUCGUGAUGACGCCGGAAGUGCACCAAACUGCGAUAGAGAAAUACGGCGUCAUAAGCACUUGGCGGAAGAUAUAUUUCACGUGUGAUAUGAUCAGAGUGGCAUAUGCGAAUGAGGCGACAGUGAAAAGAGCGAUCGACAUCUUCAACAAAUACACUAUAGAUGCUGAUAAGUUUGAUACACCUCACGAUCUCUACAGUGCAAUAAGCAAGAAAUAUGAAGAAGUCUAUCUGAUAGGGAAAUAUCACAACAUGACGUCAUAUUCGAAUAUCGUUUACCAGAUGAUAAUAAUGUCGGUUUUAACGUGGGGAAGCAGCGACUUCACGUCCGAUCAUUUCGCGGACAUCGCCGUUCUGCUGAGUUCGUGCACCAAUGUUAUCAGCACCCAGGUGCCGAUAGCCCUCGGUAAAAUAGCGACAUGCAUCAGACAGUGCGGUAAAGCGGAGGAGUUUAGUAAAAUCGAACCCGCGAAAGCUUUAGAUUGGUUGAAAUCGAAUUGCCCUUCUGCCGCGGAAAAAUUACAGAACUUCUUUGACGUGCAUGGCCACAGAGCUCUUCAGGAAUUGGACCUCUUCGCGGAGCCGUGGAUAUUUAAACCCGAUAGUAUUAUUAAUAUGAUACAGACACUAGCGAUGUCUUCCGAAGAGAAUCACGCGAACAAAACGCUUAGUGUGGAGGAAACCAUAGCGUCUCUGAAGACGGACAUAUCGUCGUUCGCCAGGAGGAUUCUACGAUUCAUAAUACCUCUCUCUCGAAAAGCCGUCACGCGCAGAGAAAUGACGAAGAGCAUAAUUGCGUCUAUGUGUCACAAAUUGAGAGUAGCUUACAAGCGACUCGGUGCUCUGAUGGUUGCGGAAAAUUUUAUACCCGAUGAAGACUUCGUAUUUUUUCUGACACACCAAGAGAUUGGGCAACUUCUGAAUAAUCACAACGCACAUCUUGUACGAAAAGCAUUACGCAGAAAAAAGAUUUAUCAUCAAGCAGCGAAGCUUGAGUAUCCGGAAUUUGUUAUCGGCAUGCCCGAACCAAUAGAGAAGACAUUCCAUCCCUCAUCUCAGAAAGAGAAGUGCACCAAGAUCAAUGGUACUUCAGUUUGUACGGGUUCCGUAGUGAGCAGAGCAUGCGUGAUAACUGAUUUGUCCGAAGCGAAGAAUAUACAAAACGGAGACAUUUUGAUUACGCACUGCACCGAUAUCGGCUGGAGCCCAUAUUUCCCGUUAUUAACCGGAAUCGUAACAGAACUAGGCGGUCUUAUAAGCCACGGCGCCGUCGUAGCGAGGGAGUAUGGCCUCCCCUGCAUCGUUGGCGCUAAAAACGCGACAAAAGUGUUUAAAACGGGCGACAUGGUACUAUUAGCUGGGAAUGUCGGUGUUUUGGAAUUAAUUCAAAAAGCCUAAUUAUGGUAAACGGGACUUAGUGUUUAAGAUUUUAAAUAUACCUCAGAAACAGUACAAAGUUUUAUAUGGAUUUUAACGCAUAUAGAUAUUCUGCCGAAAAUUAUCUAAUUUCUAUAAGAAAUUGUGAAAUAAAGAUUGCAACUUGCAAGUAUAGAUCAA
Molecule: messenger RNA, 4682 nt
Organism: Linepithema humile (Argentine ant)
Lineage: Eukaryota; Metazoa; Arthropoda; Insecta; Hymenoptera; Formicidae
Product: rifampicin phosphotransferase-like
Biological process (GO): phosphorylation
Molecular function (GO): ATP binding; kinase activity
Source: RefSeq, a predicted model, not a curated record